This is a messenger RNA of Macrosiphum euphorbiae (potato aphid), 2721 nucleotides long. The record is from the annotation of a GenBank genome assembly. NCBI's taxonomy places the organism in Eukaryota, Metazoa, Arthropoda, Insecta, Hemiptera, Aphididae.
AUGGUAAUGGAAUCCACUAGCAUGGUUAGUUGUGCGAUUGAACAGUUUUACACUCCGAUGACAGUGACAAUCUAUAAGAGCUGCAGUGGUGGCGAGUAUUAUGUCCGUUACCGAGUACUGCCAGAUUCAGGUACGGAUGGGGAAAGCCAGAGCGGCAGCAAAGAGCAGCUUAGCGAAAGAAAAAUGUCUAAGCCUCCUCCUAUUUCCACCAUCACGUAUAAGGUUGAAGCAUCAGAUACAUUGACUUCAGUUGCUGCUAGGUUCGAUACAACACCAUCUGAGUUAGCCAUACUGAACCGGCUAUCAUCACGCACACUAUUUCCUGGUCAGAUUCUUCGUGUCCCAGAUAAAAAGCGAAUAUCUGUGUCCGAGUCUGAUGCGUCUCAAGGAGGUCUCAGCAAUUUAGAUUUAUCCGAAACCAACAGUUUCACAUCGGCUGAUGGAGAAAGUAGACCUGGAUCUGGGCCUUCAACCGGCAAUGAUAAUAAAGAUAUCAUUGAUAGGAGGGAAGAUGACAUGUUGGACACAUUACGGCCUUCAUCUCCAAAACCCGGUCAUCCAGAACGUAUUGGUUCUUCAGUAUCUCCUUCAUCAAGCAGAUCACAUUCGCGCGGUGUAGAAAGGUUCCUCAAAAUAAAUGUCAGACACAUCACAGAUGGACAAGGUGUGGUGGGUGGUGUAUUAUUGGUCACUCCUAAUGCUAUCAUGUUUGAUCCAAAUGUCUCUGACCCGUUGGUUAUUGAGCAUGGGCCAGAGUCUUAUGGUGUCAUAGCUCCUAUGGAAUUUGUAGUGAAUGCAGCCAUAUAUUAUGAUAUAGCGCAUAUGAGAGUUGCUGGACCUUACCAAUCAACAGGAAGUGAAAAUGAGAAUGUUACAAAACCAGCGAUUUAUCAUUUAUCUCCCGUUCUUAAAUCUGAAACAAUGGACGACAGUGAACAUAAGUCCCCAACAAUGUUAACUACAAUGCAAACUGAUUCAUUGGACAGUGCAACAUUAGAUUUACAGAUAUCUCCUGGAGGUCGAACUGAUUCUCUCUUGGCUAAGGAUGAAACUUUUCCAGAACUUAGAUCUUCAACUGAAGAUGAAGAAGAAGAUGGUAGCAUUUGUUCAUGCAACGCACAGAGAAAUGAUGGAGCUGCAUUUCCAAAAGCAUUUGAUCGUGAUCUAGUCACACCAAGUCCCAUGAAUAGACCUAAUGAUGCAUUAAAGAGAUCAGACAAAGAAUUGGCUAUUGAACACAUUGGUAGUGAAGAUGAUAGGCCACUUUCUUCGAUGUCAGCAGAACAAGAUGCUGUUUGUAGUAUACGUAAUAUGGAACAGCGCAGGCAAUCUUCGAUUGACCAACACUGGGCAAUGCCAAAUAAAGUCAGAUCUCUUGAUGAUGAACCUCCGGUUCAUCAUGCAGUACAAGAAACAGUUGAAGACUCUGAACCAUCAAGUGGUUAUCUAGUAAAGCAAUCAUGUCAUGAUUCUGGCAUUGAUAUUCGAGAUCCACCUGUAUUACCAAUACCUCGUAAAACUGUUUAUUCUGAUGCUGAUAUACUUUUAUCAGAAUCUGAGUUUCUUCCACCAGUGUCUGUCAUACCAUUGUCUUCUGACCAUCUUAAUGAUGCAGUUCAACUACGUAAAAAGAAAACUACAUCAGUGUCAUUUAGUUUGGAAGAUUCUAAGGAACAAGAUUCUGCAGGUAUAAUAGAAGUUCAAAAGGUUGAUGAACAAGCUGAAAAACAGGCUCAGGAAACUAAAAAAAAUAAGAUGCUGAAAAGGCUUUCUUAUCCCUUAUCUUGGAUGGAAGGAUUUACUGGUGAUAAAGAUAAUGAAAAAGAGCCAUCAGUACCGUCUUCAGCUGAAUCAUCUCAUCUAUCUCAUUCAUCCAGUGUGUUCUCUAAAGUUUUUUCAAGCUCACCAAUAAACAUGGUGACUGAUUUUGGUUCGGGUCUGUUCCUAAUGAAAACACCGAGCGAGGAGAGUGGGCGAUUCCAGUUCCCGCCACCUCAGGACUGUUCGCCCGCCCCGCCUUCGGCCACCCCAUCUAAACGUGAAGGCCUUGCUGGCUUCUCGCCGUCAUCAAUUAUUAACAGCGUAGGGCGUUCGUCAGUCACUACCUUUAUACGCCAGCAACACAAUAGCUCAAACAGCCGUUCAGAUAGUCAGAGCACUUCAAAAGCUAUGCAACCUAAAUUAGAUUAUCGAAGUAUGGUAUCUGUAGAUGACAUGCCUGAACUGUUUGUAUCUUUUGAAAAAUUAAUUCCAAGACCCGUCCAUACAUUUGAAGAACCACCACCUCUUUAUUUAAGGCUACGAAUGGGUAAACCAAAAGACAAAAAAAUACCAAAGUCAACUCCAAUCAUGUCAUAUGGCAAGAAAAAGAUGAAGCCAGAAUAUUGGUUUAGUGUUCCUAGAAACAGGGUGGAUGACUUGUAUCGUUUUCUUAUGUUAUGGGUCCCCCUCUUGUAUGGUGACUUAGAUGAAGAAAUAGUUGCAUGUCGUGGUUUUGAGUUGGUUGAAUCCGACACAGAACUGUGGGAAGAAGCGGAAACACCGCCUGGCGAUACUAGCGAUAAAAAGCUAGACAGAAAUGAAAGCGAAGCUGGUGAUCUCACACGAGAGUCUUGGGAGGUGUUAAAAGCGCCAUAUUCAAAAUUGUACUCGAUGCUGAAGACUCAGGCCGAUCAAUUCGGAUCGUCAGAUUCGCAGGCAAAUAAUGAGGUACACUGUUAG